Closterium sp. NIES-65 is the source of this 3282-nucleotide messenger RNA. The record is from the annotation of a GenBank genome assembly. Lineage: Eukaryota; Viridiplantae; Streptophyta; Zygnematophyceae; Desmidiales; Closteriaceae.
AUGGUCGUGGACGUGGACCUGGACGUGGACGUGGACAUGGAUGUGGACACGGUCGUGGACGUGGACGUGGACGUGGACGUGGACGUCGACGUGGACAUGGACGUGGACGUAGACGUGGACGUGGACGUAGACGUGGACAUGGUCGUGGACGUGGACGUGGAAGUGGACGUGGUCGUGGUCGUGGUCGUGGACAUGGACGUGGACGUGGACGUAGACGUGGACGUGGACGUCGACGUGGACGUGGUCGUGGACGUGGACGUGAACGUAGACUUGGACGUGGACGUGGACGUGGACAUGGACGUGGACAGGGAAGUGGACGUGGACGUGGACGUGGACAUGGAAGUGGACAUGGACAUGGACGUGGACGUGGACGUGGUCGUGGACAUGGACGUGGACGUGGACAUGGACGUGGACGUGGACGUGGACGUGGACGUAGACGUGGACGUGGACAAGGACGUGGACGUGGACGUGGACGUGGACGUGGACGUGGACGUGGACGUGGACGUGGACGUGAACGUGGACGUGGACGUGGACAUGGACGUGGACAUGGACGUGGACAUGGACGUGAACGUGGACGUGGACGUGGACGUGGACGUGGACAUGGACGUGGACGUGGACGUGCACGUGGACGUGGACGUGGACGUGGACGUGGACAUGGACGUGGACUUGGACGUGGAGGUGAACGUGGACGUGGACGUGGACGUGGACGUGGACGUGGACAUGGACGUGGACGUGGACGUGGACGUGGACGUGGACGUGGACAUGGACGUCGACGUGGACGUGGACGUGGACGUGGACGUGGACGUGGACAUGGACGUGGACAUGGACGUGGACAUGGACAUGGACGUGGACGUGGACGUGGACGUAGACGUGGACGUGGACAUGGACAUGGACGUGGACGUGGACGUGGACGUGGUCGUGGACGUGGACGUGGACGUGGACGUUGACGUCGACAUGGACGUGGACGUGGACGUGGACGUGGACGUGGACGUGGAAAUGGAGGUGGACGUGGACCUGGACGUAGACGUGGACGUUGACGUGGACAUGGUCGUGGACGUGGACAGGGACGUGGACUUGGACAUGGACGUGGACAUGGACAUGGACGUGGACAUGGACGUGGACAUGGACGUGGACGUGGUCGUGGACGUGGACGUGGACGUGGACAUGGACAUGGACGUGGACGUGGACGUAGACGUGGACGUGGACGUGGACAUGGACGUGGACGUGGACGUGGACGUGGACGGGGACGUGGACGUGGACGUUUAUGUGGACAUGGACGUGGACGUGAACAUGGACGUGGACGUGGACGCGGACAUGGACGUGGACAUGGACGUGGACGUGGACGUGGACAUGGACGCGGACAUAGACGCGGACGCGAACAUGGACGCGGACAUGGACGCGGACGCAGACAUGGACAUGGUCCUGGACGUGGACGUCGACGUGGACGUGGACGUGGUCGUGGACGUGGACGUGGAUGUGGACGUGGACGUGGUCGUGGACGUGGUCGUGGAUGUGGUCGUGGAUGUGGACGUGGUCGUGGACGUGGACGUGGACGUGGACGUGGACGUGGACGUGGACGUGGACGUGGACAUGGACGUGGACAUGGACGUGGACGUGUACGUGGACGUGGACAUGGACAUGGACGUGGAAGUGGAAGUGGACGUGGACAUGGACGUGGAAGUGGACGUGGACGUGGACAUGGACGUGGACGUGGACGUCGACGUGGACAUGGACGUGGACGUGGACGUGGACAUGGACGUGGACGUGGACGUGGACGUGGACGUGGACGUGGACGUGGACAUGGACGUGGACGUGGACGUGGACGUGGACGUGGUCGUGGACGUGGACGUGGACGUGGACGUCGACGUGGACGUGGACGUGGACGUGGACGUGGACGUGGACGUGGUCGUGGACGUCGACGUGGACGUGGACGUGGACGUCGACGUGGACAUGGACGUGGACGUGGACAUGGACGUGGACAUGGACGUGGACGUGGAUAUGGACGUGGACAUGGACGUGGACGUGGAGGUGGACGUGGAUAUGGACAUGGACGUGGAUGUGGACAUGGACGUGGACGUGGACAGGGACGUGGACGUGGACGUUGACGUCGACAUGGACGUGGACGUGGACAUGGACGUGGACGUGGACGUGGACGUGGACAUGGACGUGGACAUGGAGAUGGACGUGGACAUGGACAUGGACGUGGACAUGGACGUGGACGUGGACGUGGACGUGGACGUGGUCGUGGACGUGGACGUGGACGUGGACGUCGACGUGGACGUGGACGUAGACGUAGACGUGGACGUGGACAUGGACGUGGACGUGGACGUGGACGUGGACGGGGACGUGGACGUGGACGUUUACGUGGACAUGGACGUGGACGUGGACAUGGACGUGGACGUGGACGUGGACCCGGACAUGGACGUGGACAUGGACGUGGACGUGGACGUGGACAUGGACGCGGACAUAGACGCGGACGCGGACAUGGACGCGGACAUGGACGCGGACGCGGACAUGGACAUGGUCCUGGACGUGGACGUCGACGUGGACGUGGACGUGGUUGUGGACGUGGACGUGGAUGUGGACGUGGACGUGGUCGUGGACGUGGACGUGGACGUGGACGUGGACGUGGACGUGCACGUGGACGUGAACGUGGACGUGGACGUGGACGUGGACGUGGACAUGGACGUGGAAGUGGACAUGGACAUGGACGUGGAAGUGGACGUGGACGUGGACGUGGACGUGGACGUGGACAUGGACGUGGACAUGGAUGUGGACGUGGACGUGGACGUGGACGUGGACGUGGACGUGGACGUGGACAUGGACGUCGACGUGGACGUGGACGUGGUCGUGGACGUGGACGUGGAUGUGGACAUGGACGUCGACGUGGACGUGGACGUGGACAUGGACGUGGACGUGGACGUGGACGUGGUCGUGGACGUGGACGUGGACAUAGACGUGGACGUGGACGUGGACAUGGACGUGGACGUGGACGUGGACGUGGACAUGGACGUGGACGUGGACCUAGACGUGGACGUGGACGUGGACGUGGACAUGGUCGUGGACGUGGACCUGUACGUGGACGUGGACGUGGACGUGGAUGUGGACGUGGACGUGGACAUGGACGUGGACGUGGACAUGGACGUGGACGUGGACGUGGAGAGGGACGUGGACGUGGACGUGGACGUCGACAUGGACGUGGACGGGGACGUGGACGUGGACAGGGACGUGGACGUGGACGUGGUCGUGGACGUGGACGUGGACGUGGACGUGGACAUGUAG